AUGACGUUUGAAAACCUCCUUGCUGAAAUUGAUGGGUUUGGCAAGUUUCAGUUCUUGAUCGUCCUGUUACUGCUAAUUCCACGGUGUAUCCUCCCCGGUCAUUUUCUCCUGAAUAACUUCAUCGCAGCUACAACCGAUCACCACUGUGACAUCAGCAGUCUGGAUAAUGGGGACGUUUUUGGAAAUUUGACCCAGGAUCAGAGGCUGAAGGUCAGUAUCCCAGCCCAGGAAGACGGCACUCUGAGUUCCUGUAAGAUGUUCACGGAGCCUCAGUUCCACCUGCUGCUCAACUCUUCCAACACUACUGAGAUAACUGCAGUACCAUGUCAACAUGGAUGGGUGUAUGACAACAGCACAUUUUCUUCAACUAUAGCAACAGAGUGGGACCUGGUCUGUGAUUGGAAAGGAAGGGGCAAAGCCACUGCCUCGGCCUUCUUCUGUGGGAUGAUGUUUGGAGCUGCAACAUUUGGAAUACUCAGCGACAAAUUUGGACGCAAGAAUAUGCUUCUGGUGUCUUAUCUGUCCACAGUCGUGUUUGCAGUGGCCAGCGCUUUCUCCAGCUCCUAUAUAAUGUUCCUUGUGAUGAGAUUACUCACUGGGUUAUCGAUCGCAGGAAUAAGUAUCAUUUCAAUCGUUCUAUGUGUGGAGUGGGUUGACAUUGAGCACAGAACAUUCAUUGGCGUGAUUGUCAGCAUGGACUGGACGUUUUCCACCAUGAUGCUCUCGGGCGUCGCCUAUUUAGUGAGAGAUUGGAGGUGGCUGAUCAUCACUAUCACUUCUCCCCUGCUUUUCGCUAUGAUGACCUGGUGGUGGGUCCCAGAGUCUGCACGCUGGCUGAUAGCCAAUGGGAAGGUGGAAGUGGCUCAAAUGUACUUGGAGAAAUGUGCCAAGAUUAAUAACAGAAGGGCUUUUAUGACUGACAUUAAGCCAGAAACCCUCAUCAAUGUUGAUGUGGUGGAGAGGGGCAAUGCAAGCUACUCCUAUCUGGAUUUGGUGAAAACUCCCAAAAUUAGGAAACUGGCUGUGCUCACUGGUACAGUAUGGUUUGGAAUUGCCUUGACAUAUUACGGAAUCAGCCUAAACAUCACAGGAUUUGGUCUAAACAUCUACCUUACCCAGUUCAUUUAUGGAGCAAUCGAAUUUCCUGCCAAAGUUCUUGUCUAUUACAGUCUGGAUUUAAUAGGCAGACGAGGCAGCCAAGUAGGAACACUGGUUAUGACUGGAGCCUGCAUUGCAACAAACCUCUUUAUUCCCAAAGAUAUGUGGAUGUUUCGCACCAUUGUUGCUGUACUUGGAAAGGGCUUUUCAGAAGCCUCCUUUACUACGGUAUACCUUCAUACUGCUGAACUUUUUCCCACUGUCUUAAGACAGAACGCACUCGGCUGCAGUUCGGGCGUGGCUCGUCUCGGGGUGUGCAUCACGCCCCUGAUUAUCCUGCUGGAGGACGUGUGGACCCCUCUGCCGAAGGUCGUGUUCUGCGCGGUGUCCCUUUUCUCUGCCACGGUGGCGUGGACUCUCCCAGAGACACUUAACGUCCGUCUGCCUGAGACGAUCGAGGACGUGGAAGAAACCAGAAUGAAGUUUGAACAUGUCCUGGCAGAAAUCGACGGCUUUGGGAGGUUUCAGAUAAUACUCUUGGCCAAUAUCUUCGUGGCACGUUUUGCACUGCCUUGUCACUUCUUAGUCAACAACUUUGUCGCAGCCACAACUGAUCACCGCUGUAACAUCGGCGGUCUGGAUGAUGGGGAAGUAUUUAGGAAUCUGACCCAGGAUCAUCGGCUGAAGGUCAGUAUCCCAGUUCAGGAAGACGGCACUCUGAGUUCCUGUAAGAUGUUCAUGGAGCCUCAGUUCCACCUGCUGCUCAACUCUUCCAAUGCUACUGAGAUACCUGCAGUACCAUGUCAACAUGGAUGGGUGUACGACAACAGCACAUUUUCUUCAACUAUAGCAUCGGAGUGGGAUCUGGUCUGUGAACAGAAAGGCCUGAAUAAAGCUACUGCCACCAUUUUCUUUGUUGGAGUGAUGUUUGGCGCUUUGGUAUUUGGCAGCCUCAGUGACAGAUUUGGGAGGAAGACGAUGCUGAUGGUGUCCUAUGUGUUAGGGCUGGCCUUUGGAUUGGCCAGUGCGUUUUCAACCUCCUUCCUGAUGUUCGCAGUGAUGAGGUUUUUCACUGGAUUCGGGAUCACUGGAAUCAGCAUUAUUUCCACCGUCCUCAGUUUGGAGUGGGCGGACAUUGAACACAGGAAGUUGGUCGGAGUUGUUGACAGUUUGGCCUGGACCUUUGGCAGCCUAAUGCUCGCUUUGAUCGCGUAUCUUGUGAAUGACUGGAGGUGGCUGAUAGUUACCGUUACCUUCCCACUAGUCAUCGGCAUAUUGUCUUGGAGGUGGGUCCCGGAGUCUGCUCGGUGGUUGAUUGCAAAUGGGAGGGCAGACAGGGCACACUAUUACCUGAAGAAGUGUGCCAAAGUUAACAGGAGAGAGGGCUUUUCAGAAAAAUUCACGCCAGAGACUCUGUCGAAUAUAGUCUUGCUGGAAAAAGGACGGAAGACGUACACGUAUUUGGAUCUUGUGAGGACCCCAAAGAUGAGGAGACUAGCCAUGAAGACUGGUCUCCUUUGGUUUGGAAUUGCCUUCACAUUCUACAGCAUCAGCUUCAACAUCACAGGAUUUGGGAUGAACAUCUAUUUAACCCAGUUUGCAUAUGCUACCAUAGAGAUUCCAGCAAAACUGACCCUCUAUUGCGUGCUGGAUAAAAUCGGCAGAAGAACUGUGGAGGUGGGGGCUCUGCUUGGUGCAGGCCUCUGUUUGGCUAUAAACAUAUUUGUCCCUAAAGAUGUGCCACUGUGUCGUUCCAUCAUUGCGAUCAUUGGAAAAGGCUGUUCAUCAGCCUCGUUCACUACAGCUUUCCUGUACACACCCGAGCUCUACCCUACUGUCGUCAGACAAAAUGGCUUGGGUUACAAUUCCUUCAUGGCCCGGCUGGGCGUGUCCAUUGCUCCACUGUCAGUCUUAAUGGAUGCUGUGUGGCAACCCCUCCCCCAAAUUAUUAUGGCCAUCAUAGCCAUUUCCUCUGGACUGUUGGCAAGCUUACUUCCAGAAACUAUGAACAGGCAUCUACCAGAGACAAUAGAAGAUGUGGAACAAAAGAGGAACGGGCUCGUUAGCCAGCUGAACCAGGAAAAACCCGACAUUCCCAUGGAACCGCUAAUGAAUGAUGAGAUUGAGAAAAGAACAUAGUAUAUUUUUCAGCUCGAAAGAAUCCUUGCCAUGCAAAAAUACAGUACUG
Molecule: messenger RNA, 3286 nt
Organism: Conger conger (European conger)
Lineage: Eukaryota; Metazoa; Chordata; Actinopteri; Anguilliformes; Congridae
Exons: 19
Coding region: 1-3237 (1078 amino acids)
Biological process (GO): transmembrane transport
Cellular component (GO): membrane
Molecular function (GO): transmembrane transporter activity
Source: RefSeq, a predicted model, not a curated record